Messenger RNA from Scutellospora calospora, 939 nucleotides. The record is from the annotation of a GenBank genome assembly. NCBI's taxonomy places the organism in Eukaryota, Fungi, Glomeromycota, Glomeromycetes, Diversisporales, Gigasporaceae.
AUGACUACUACUACUUCGAAAGACUCUGAGCAAUUUGACAUUGUUAAAUGCUAUCAGCAAUUCCUGGAGGAUGAUCCGGAUGUAUCCAUGCCAGUCGCGGCGAUAGAGUCACUUGUUGAAUUAAUAAAACAUAGUAAAGCAACCACAUUGACGGAGUUCAUGGAAUCUUUGAAGGAUGCUAGUCAAAAACUUAAAUCAUCCAUAAGAAAUUCAAUUUCGUUAUCAGCAGGUACCGAUUUGUUUUUAAGGUUUGUAACAAGAACUUCACACGAUGUUACGAAUUUUGAAGCAUGUAGGGAGCAUUUGAUAAAUAGUGGAAAAGUUCUUGUUGAAAAGACUGCUGCUGUCCGUGAAAAGAUUGGCGAAUUAGGUGUACAAUUUAUUAAAGAUGAUGCUACAAUUUUAAUCCAUUCUUACUCUCGGGUGGUUAUGUUACUUCUCCAACGUGCUGCAGCUUGCAAAAAGAGAUUUAAAGUUUAUGUUACAGAAUCUAGACCCUCUUGCUUAGGGAUUAGAGCCACUGAAGUAUUAUGCAAAGCAGGAAUUCCGGCAACAAUCAUCUAUGAUACGGUAGUCGGUUAUAUUAUUGAUAAAGUUGAUGCCGUUUUUGUUGGAGCAGAAGGUGUUGUUGAAAAUGGGGGACUCAUCAAUGCUAUUGGAACAUAUCAACUUGCCAUUGUUGCAAAAGCUGCCAAUAAACCAUUUUAUGCUGUUAUUGAAAGCUAUAAAUUUGUUCGUCUGUUCCCGCUCAAUCAAUACGAUCUUCCAACUCACACUCCCGAUUUACUCACGUUUCCUGAUUUAGAGCAAAAUCAUACUGACUUAUCAGAAGAUGAAGUUAUAGGAAAUUAUGAGGCGAUUAACCCCACGGUAGAUUAUACACCACCCGAUUACAUUACGUUAUUGUGCACGGAUUUAGGGGUAUUGACGCCGUCCGGU